Molecule: messenger RNA, 1011 nt
Organism: Zasmidium cellare ATCC 36951
Lineage: Eukaryota; Fungi; Ascomycota; Dothideomycetes; Mycosphaerellales; Mycosphaerellaceae
Exons: 2
Coding region: 1-1011 (336 amino acids)
Molecular function (GO): oxidoreductase activity, acting on the CH-OH group of donors, NAD or NADP as acceptor
Source: RefSeq, a predicted model, not a curated record
AUGGCUGAGAAAGCACUUCCCAAAGGCAGCCUGGUUCUUGUCACAGGCAUCAACGGAUAUAUUGGAUCUCAUGUCGCCGAUCAGCUAUUGAGCCUUGGCUAUCGAGUUCGAGGGACAGCAAGAGACUCAACUAAACUCGCCGCCAUUUUGAAAAGGCUUAGGCAGAGAAAUGCGGCGGCUGAAGUGGAAGGGCUGGUUGUACCCGAUAUGCAGACUGCCGGUGCUUUCAAAGAGGCCGUAAAAGGCGCUGACGGAGUCGUCCAUCUCGCUUCCGAUCUAUCUUUCAACCCGGACCCCAAUGUGACGGUGACCGCGACAGUGGAAGGUCUACGAAAUGCUCUCACCGCGGCAUCGAGUGUGCCGAGUGUCCAGCGCUUUGUCUAUACCUCGUCAUCCAUCGCCGCCGUCAAGCCGACGCCCAACAAGCAGUUCCAAGUCGACUCGAACUCAUGGAAUGAAGAAGAUCUCAAGCUGGCCUGGGCACCUCCGCCUUACGAGCCAUCUCGUGCAUUCUCAGUCUACGGAGCAAGCAAAGUGGCGAGCGAAAGACUUGCUUGGGACUUCACCAAGGCCGUCAAAUUCGACUUCAACACAGUCCUUCCGAACAUGAAUGUUGGACGUAUUCUCGAUCCAUCGCAAAGCGCCUCUACAGCCGGGUGGGUUAAAGGACUUUACGACGGCGAUGAGGGAGCCUCUCAGAUACUUCAAGGGUUUCCACCGCAGUACUACAUCGACGUCGAAGACUGUGCCCUCAUCCACGUUGCUGCCUUGCUGGAGCCUGAUGUCAAGGAUGAGCGGUUGUUCGCGUUCGCUCGCCCUUUCAACUAUCAUGACCUGAUGGAAACGCUGAAGCAGAUUGACCCUUCGAGGACGCAAUAUCCACCCGCUUUAAACGACAACAGAGAUCUCAGCAAAGUUGCAAAUGGGAGGGCAUUGGAGCUUUUGAAGAGAUAUGGCAGGACAGACUUCAAGGAUCUGGAGAUCAGUCUCAAGGAACAAUUAUUGGCUUGA